Molecule: messenger RNA, 429 nt
Organism: Phanerochaete carnosa HHB-10118-sp
Lineage: Eukaryota; Fungi; Basidiomycota; Agaricomycetes; Polyporales; Phanerochaetaceae
Exons: 6
Coding region: 87-305 (72 amino acids)
Biological process (GO): copper ion transport
Cellular component (GO): cytosol
Molecular function (GO): copper chaperone activity; metal ion binding
Source: RefSeq, a predicted model, not a curated record
CUACCCUUCCCCCGUCCCUCGUCUGUCACCCACGACUAGAAUAUCUAUCUUUAUCUAUUCGAUCCUAUACCUGAACUACUUUCGAGAUGUCUGAACACACCUACAAGUUCGACGUCAAGAUGACUUGCGGUGGAUGCUCUGGCGCCAUCGAGCGUGUCCUCAAGAAGACCGAGGGCAUCGAUUCGUUUGACGUCUCUCUCGAGAAGCAGGAAGUCAUCGUCAAGGGCAGCAUUGAGUACGAUGCGCUGCUGGAGAAGAUCAAGAAGACGGGCAAGGAGGUCCGCUCUGGACAGACGGUUGCGUGAAUGGGAUGGUCGGUAUGCCCUGGAUCUCGAAGUCUGUACAAGUAUAAUAUGACAACGUGACGCGGACUGCGGUUUCCCCUUGCUCAAUUACGUUUGCGAAGCGAGUGAAUUAAUACUGGUUGAC